CGGGGUUUCCUAGAGAAGUGAACCCUACGGCGUCAUGGCGGAGGCCGGUUGUCGGAAGAGCCUGGAUUGAAAUGCCAGCUUUCUACAAUCACAGUUGACCGUGGAGUGCUUAACCUUGGUAACACCUCGAACGGAAAGGGGGACUUAUUUGAUUAUUGACGGGAGAGGAUAAGCAGCACUGUACAAGUUCUUCUGAACUGAACCGUCCGGGGCUACUCUCCCUGACUGGGAGAUAGCUAGCGAGCUAGCGUACGGUAGCGUUAGCUGCCAGCGGCUGCUAGCUCUCUGGUGAUAUAAAAGAAGAAAAGGGCCCCGCGAAGGUGGAUUAAGACAUCAUUUUCACUGGAGUUUUUCAGGUGAACCACGUCAAAGAUACGACUGCAGGUUUGUCAGGGGAAGUCUUUAUUAUUGGACUUCGACAUGGCGGGACGCAGUGAGGAGGAGAGUGUAAGCAACAGCAGUGGAGAAUCGAGUAAUUCUGAUGAUGAAUCCGGUUCUGGAUCGGGCUCAGGAUCAGGGUCCGGCUCAGGCUCCAGUUCCAGCUCCUCCAGCAGCAGCAGCCAAUCAGGGAGCAGUGACUCAGGUAGUGGCUCAGACUCCGGCAGCCAGUCAGACUCCGACAAUGAGAAAUCCAAGGAGAAGAGCGAGACGCCAAAUAAGUCAAACAUUGACGGAGCUGAGUUCUGGAAGUCCAACCCAAGUAUCCUCGCAGUGCAAAGAUCGGCUAUGCUCAGGAAACAGCAGCUGCAGCAGCAGCAGCAACAGAGACCAAGCUCCUCGAACAGUGGAUCGGAUGAGGACUCGUCGAGUAGCGAUGAUUCAGACUCAUCGAGUGGAUCCAAAAGGAGAAGAAAUUCCGGCUCCUCUGACUCUGGAUCGGGUUCUGGAUCUGGGAGUGGAUCUGGAUCAGAUUCAUCAGCAGCGGAAAAGAGCGAUGAGACGGCAUCAGACUACGAGCCCAGCCACAAAAUCAAAAGCAAAAAGCCUCCUACAAAGAUGAAUUUUCGGAACGGUAAGAAAAGCAGCAACCAGAAGAAGAAAACACAGAAGGGUUCCUCAUCUGAAGACGAGGAUGAGAACUACAAGAAGAUGGCAUCAGCAGGUCCACGGCGGCAGGCGACCGUCAACGUCAGCUACAAGGAGGACGACGAGCUGAAGACGGACUCAGACGACCUGGUGGAAGUGUUGGGUGAAGAUGUGCCGCAGCCCGAAGAAGACGAGUUUGAAACACUGGAGAAAGUGAUGGACAGCAGGAUAGGAAGGAAAAGAGCAACAGGAAGUGUUACCACUGUAUACGCUGUUGAAGCAGACGGGGACCCAAACGCCAACUUCAAUUCCAACAAAGAGGCCGGUGACAUCCAGUAUUUGAUAAAGUGGAAGAACUGGGCUCACAUCCACAACACCUGGGAGACGGAGGAGACGCUGAAGUUACAGAACGUGAAGGGCAUGAAGAAACUGGACAACUUCAAGAAGAAGGACCAAGAGAAGAAGAGAUGGUUAAAGGCAGCUUCACCGGAGGAUAUCGAGUAUUUCAAUUGUCAGCAAGAACUGAUGGAUGACCUUCACUCUCAGUACCAGCUUGUAGAGAGAAUCAUAGGACAUUCAAAUCAGAAGUCGGCGGCAGGUUACCCAGACUACCUGUGUAAGUGGCAGGGUUUACCGUACUCGGAGUGCAGCUGGGAGGACGGUGCUCUGAUCUCCAAAAAGUUCCAGAAGUGCAUCGACGACUACAUGUGCAGAAACCAGUCCAAAUCCAUUCCAUUCAGAGACUGCAAGGUGCUGAAACAAAGACCGAGGUUUGUGCCCAUGAAGAAGCAGCCAUCUUACAUCGGAGGAGACGGGCUGGAGCUCCGAGACUAUCAGCUGGACAGUUUGAACUGGAUGGCCCACUCCUGGUGCAAGGGCAACAGUUGCAUUCUGGCCGAUGAGAUGGGUUUAGGAAAGACCAUCCAGACCAUCAGCUUCUUGAACUACAUGUUCCAUGACCACCAGCUGUACGGACCCUUCCUGCUGGUCGUGCCUCUCUCCACGCUCACCUCCUGGCAGAGGGAAGUCCAGCUGUGGGCCCCUCAGAUGAACAUCGUCGUCUAUCUGGGAGACAUAGGCAGCAGGAACAUGAUCCGGACACACGAGUGGAUGCAUGUCCACAACAAGAGACUGAAGUUAAACAUCCUCCUCACAACAUAUGAGAUUCUUCUCAAAGACAAGUCAUUUCUGGGAAAUGUUAGCUGGGCCUUCAUUGGUGUUGAUGAGGCGCACCGACUGAAGAACGACGACUCCCUCCUCUACAAGACCAUGAUCGACUUCAAGUCCAACCACAGGCUUCUGAUCACAGGAACGCCUCUGCAGAACUCCCUGAAAGAGCUCUGGUCCCUGCUGCACUUCAUCAUGCCUGAGAAGUUUCACUCUUGGGAGAUCUUCGAGGAGGAGCACGGUAAAGGCAGAGACUCGGGCUACACCAGUCUGCACAAAGAACUCGAACCUUUCCUCCUGCGUCGAGUCAAGAAAGACGUGGAGAAAUCUCUUCCUGCCAAAGUGGAGCAGAUCCUGCGAGUGGAGAUGAGUGCUAUCCAGAAACAGUAUUACAAAUGGAUCCUGACCAGGAACUACAAGGCUCUGAGUAAAGGUACCAAAGGCAGCACGUCGGGCUUCCUGAACAUCAUGAUGGAGCUGAAGAAGUGUUGUAACCACUGCUACCUGAUCAAACCUCCGGAGGACAACGAGUUCCUCAACAGAGCUGAAGCUCUCCAGCAUCUGAUCCGCAGCAGUGGGAAACUGGUUCUGUUGGACAAACUGUUGGUGCGUUUAAAGGAGCGAGGACACCGAGUCUUAAUCUUCUCUCAGAUGGUUCGGAUGCUGGAUAUCCUGGCUGAUUAUCUGAGGAGCCGGCAGUUCCUCUUUCAGAGAUUAGACGGCUCCAUUAAAGGAGAGAUGAGGAAGCAGGCUUUGGAUCAUUUUAACGCUGAGGGCUCAGAGGACUUCUGCUUCCUGCUGUCGACGCGUGCGGGCGGUCUGGGGAUCAAUCUGGCCUCGGCUGACACAGUCGUCAUCUUUGACUCAGACUGGAACCCUCAGAACGACCUGCAGGCUCAGGCCAGGGCGCACAGGAUCGGACAGAAGAGACAGGUGAAUAUCUACCGCCUGGUGACGAAGGGCUCGGUGGAGGAGGAAAUCAUCGAGAGGGCGAAGAAAAAGAUGGUGCUGGACCACCUGGUCAUUCAGAGGAUGGACACCACGGGGAAAACUGUCCUCCACACGGGUGCUGCCCCCUCCAGUUCGGCACCGUUUAAUAAAGAGGAGCUGUCGGCCAUCCUGAAGUUUGGUGCUGAGGAGCUUUUCAAAGAGCAGGAGGGGGAGGAGCAGGAGCCUCAGGAAAUGGACAUCGACGAGAUCCUUAAAAGAGCCGAGACGAGAGAAAAUGACCCCGGACCGUCCACAGUGGGAGAAGAGCUUCUGUCUCAGUUUAAGGUGGCCAACUUCACCAUGAUGGAGGAGGAGGAGAUAGACAUGGACUCUGAGCGCAGUCACAGGAGCUGGGACGACAUCAUUCCCGAGGAGCAGAGGAGGCGGAUGGAGGAGGAGGAGAGACAGAAGGAGCUGGAGGAGAUCUACUUGCUGCCACGCAUGAGGAACUGUGCCAAACAGAUAAGCUUUAACUCCAGUGGAGGUCGGCAGAGCAGGAACAGACGGUACUCUGGCUCCGACAGCGACUCGCCCUCGGACCGAAAGAGGCCAAAGAAACGAGGACGACCGCGGACCAUUCCACGAGAAAACAUCAAGGGCUUCAGUGACGCUGAGAUCAGGAGGUUUGUCAAGAGUUACAAGAAGUUUGGGGGACCACUGGAAAGGUUGGAUGCCAUCGCUCGUGAUGCUGAACUUGUGGAUAAGUCCGAACACGACCUCAAGCGUUUGGCAGAGACGGUUCAUAACGGCUGUGUGAGGACACUACGGGAAAACCCCUGUGGACCAGAGAAAACCUCCGGAGGCAGAAGAGGGAAGGUAAAAGGUCCCACGUUCAGGAUCUCUGGAGUCCAGGUGAACGCCAAGCUUGUGAUCUCGCACGAAGAAGAGCUGGCUCCGCUUCACAAAGCCAUUCCUGCCGACCCCGAGGAGAGGAAGAAGUAUAUGAUUCCAUGCCACUCGAAGGCAGCGCACUUUGACAUUGAGUGGGGGAAGGAGGACGACUCGAGCCUCCUCAUAGGAAUCUAUGAGUACGGAUACGGCAGCUGGGAGAUGAUCAAGAUGGACCCCGACCUCAAUCUCACACACAAGCUCUUACCAGACGACCCAGACAAGAAGCCUCAGGCCAAACAGCUGCAGACCCGAGCAGACUACCUCAUCAAGCUGCUGAGUAAAGACCUGGCCAAGAGAGAGGCACAGAAACAAGCAGGGACGGCUAAUUCACGGAAGAGGAAACCAAGAAGUAAAAAGAGCAAAACUCUGAAGCCGACAAAGACAGAGGAGGUGAUGAAGAGUACGUCCUCAGAGCCAUCGCCCGAAAAGAGGUCAGAGGAUGAAGAAGAAAUCGAGGAGGAAAAGGUUGUUCCACCUGUGAAGACGCUGAACCGACGGAGCCGAGCGGACAGAGUGGUGGUGAAGGAGGAGGAGGAGGACGAAGAGGAGGAUGAAGAAGACAACGACGAGGACGAUGACGAGCCCGAGGAGGAGGAGCUUUCUUCAUCCGGGGAGAGGGAGGUGAAAGGAAAAGAGGUCAAAAAAGAGAUCAAGAAGGAGAAGAAGGAGGACACCUGGGACACAAAGGAGAAGGAGCCCAAAGAGAGAAAAGAAAUCAAACCUCUGGAGGCGAUGCACAAACAAGAGGAGAGUGCGGAGAAGAACGAGCUGAAGGAGAGAACGAAGAAAGCCUCUGAUGGUCCCGUUCAUAUAACAGCAAGUGGAGAGAAUGUCCCAGUAUCUGAGGAGUCUGAGGAACUGGACCAGAGGACGUUCAGUGUGUGUAAAGAGAGGAUGCGGCCGGUGAAAGCGGCUCUGAAGCAGCUGGACAGACCGGAGAAAGGACUGUCUGAGCGCGAGCAGCUGGAACACACGAGACAGUGCCUCAUCAAGAUCGGAGACCACAUCACUGAGUGUCUGAAGGAGUACUCAAACCCCGACCUCAUCAAGCAGUGGAGGAAAAAUCUGUGGAUUUUUGUCUCCAAGUUCACCGAGUUUGACGCCAGAAAGCUUCACAAACUGUACAAACAUGCGAUCAAGAAGAGGCAAGAGAACGCCCAGGCCAUGGAGCAGAACACUAGAAGUCAGAACACACACGGUUACAAAAACGCAGACAUCGAGAGGCUCAAGGACAACUCUCACCAGGACGAGAGCAGCAGAGACAGCUGCAGCUCGGACCGACAUCAGCCGUCAGGUCGACACCACGAGAGCAGCGGCAGCAAGGAGAGACACUCCACGGAGUCUCACAGGAAGACGUCGGGAGGAGGAGGAGAGUCCAGGAAGAGGCCGUACUCCUCCUUCAGCAACGGAAAAGACCACAGAGACAGAGACCACUACAGACCGGACAGCCGGGACAGAGACAGACAGGACAGUCGGGACAGAGACAGACAGGACAGUCGGGACAGAGACAGACAGGACAGUCGGGACAGAGACAGACAGGACAGCCGGGACAGAGACAGACAGGACAGAUACUACAACGACAGCAAGCACAGGAAGCUGGAGGAUUUCCGCUCUGGCAGAGACCACCGGCCAGACUUGAAGGAUCAUUCCCACUCAGACCACCGCUCCUCCUACAGAUACCACUCAGACUGGCAGAACGAACAGCGAGCCUCGGCCAGCGGGCCGCGCUCCCCCCGAGACCAGCGCUCCCCUUACGACUCCCGCUCCCCACUGGGUCACCGCUCGCCCUUCGACUACUCGUCGGACCACAAGAGCACGCCGGAGCAGAUCUGGAGCAGCCGCAAGACAUAGCAGGAGCUGCGGGGUCUGCACGUAGCAGCCAUAGACUGACACACAGCGAGAUGCCUUACAGGGACUGAACCUGCAGCUGUCUGAAGCAGCGAGCAGCCGUCACAUCAGCGCGGCUCCUCCCCCUCUGCAGCUGACAUCACCUCGGGAACCUGCAGGACGAGCGCCGGGGAGCGGCUCCACCCAGGCAGCAGAUUAAAGAAUCCUAUUUUUCUAUUUAAGAGUUUAACGCUGCGACGGCGGCUCCACAGCACGCAGCUGGGAUUUUUGUUAUUUUUAUAAACUUUUUUUUAAACUCUGUACACGGUCGACCCUGAGUGCUGCCUCAUAUUCCCGCCAACCCACGACACUGGAUCCUGUCUGACUGUUUCUCUAUGUUCGUCUGUCCGUCUGUCUCUCAAUCAUGCUUCUUAUUUAAGUGUUAACUCGAUGAGACGUCGCAAGAAUCACAGAGCAGGUGGAUGUUGCGGUGAAGCCACCUGAAGUACCUCAUUUACAGCAUUUCUCAGUUCCUCGGCAGGUUUUCUGUUUCCACCUGGUGUGAAUUAUUUAAUAACAUAUCUUAGAUGUAAAAAAAAAUAACCUGGAUUCUUUUUUUUAGAGCAACUUGUAUCAUGUUUUUUUUUCCUUCAAUAAUGCUGUUGUAAAUUUUUGUAAAAUAGUAAAUCAGUGGUCUUUUCUCCUCAGGCUUUUGGGAUUUAUUAUGACUCUACUUUUCCCCAUCGACUCAGGCUUUUUUCGUUGUUCUCCGAGUGAGUUUCUGUACAAUAGUUCUUUCGUUUAAUGCUUUCAGAAUGUAACUUUUGGUAAAGGGAAAGUUCUUACUCAGUUUUUCUCACUAGUGCUUAGUUCUUUCGUCUCUUGAAUCAGUGAGCUGAAAGGAGCGGACUUUUUGAAAUCACUGUCUUGUUUUCUCUCCGUAGAAGCGCCUGUUAGAUCUUAAACAGUUAGACUUCUGACUUCUUUUUCCUUCCUCUUACCUUUUAGUUUUGUUUUCUACGUAGGCAAUAAUAAUGUCAAUGUUUCUAUGCAGCCAAGUAUAUUUGUGGUGAACCAGCCCAACUAAAUGAAGUCACUGUUACGGUUCACACUGUUGUACAUAAAUUUCCUCUAUAUUUGAAAAUGAAUUUACACUGAAAGUGCAUGAAUUUUUAUGAACUGUUUUAUAUAGUUGUUUAUGAAGCCAUUAAAAUCAAUCACUGUACUCACUCGUA
Messenger RNA from Labrus bergylta (ballan wrasse), 7136 nucleotides. It is a transcript of the gene chd1, whose product is annotated as chromodomain helicase DNA binding protein 1. Gene Ontology annotation, biological process: nucleosome organization; regulation of transcription by RNA polymerase II. Gene Ontology annotation, cellular component: nucleus; chromatin. Gene Ontology annotation, molecular function: chromatin binding; ATP hydrolysis activity; ATP binding. The record is from RefSeq and is a predicted model, not a curated record. NCBI's taxonomy places the organism in Eukaryota, Metazoa, Chordata, Actinopteri, Labriformes, Labridae.